GAAAGGACACUUGAUCAAUAACGAGAUGGACCCCGCAGUCCUUGCCAAGCGACCCAAAGUUCGAACUUGUUAUGUGUGCGGAAGGGACUAUGGGUUUUCAUCGUUCGAGAUCCACUUGAAGCAAUGCAAGCAAAUGUGGAUUGCACAGGAAGAAUUAAAACCGUUGCGGGAGCGCCGGCCAGUCCCGGAACCCCCACCCACGCUGCUCGUGGCCACCGAGGGCGGCGGCGAUGCUCCUAGCUCAUACGACUUGACCCCAGAGCAACUAGAAGCGCAAAAUCGAGCUGCCCAGCAAGCCUUUGAAAACAAGGUUAUGGAGAAGUGUCCAUACUGUGGGCGAACGUUCAACCCCGAGAGGCUUGCGAUCCACAAUCGAAGCUGUACUGCGGAGCAUCCUGCGAAAGCAAUUGGUCAAGCUAGACUCAAAGACACAAGCAGUGGUAGCGGCGGCGAUGGCGGGGGCAGUUCACAUGCAUUACCUGUUAAAGCCAAGGAACCCCAACUUAAGGUCAGCACCCCGCCCGAAGACAAAUCUCGGUCUGCAGACAAGCAACCAUCUCUGGCUGGAUCGCUGGGGGCGAAUCGGAAACAACGCGCCGCCCUGCAGUCCCCACUGACAAGUUCAUCCCCAACAGGCCAAGACGAGUUAUCCCCGCCAUCGAAUCGGUCCAUUCAAACCCUCAAAGCCAAGCUGGACCACUGGGAAAAGACCGCAUUGGCCAUGGUUCAAGACAUUCGGGACAUGAAAGCGGCCAUCGAUCAAAUGUAGUUGACUUCAAGGGAGAAGGAUGGCGUCAAUACUAAUGAUUGCUUUCCAAUACUAAUACUAAGUUCGUUCAUAGCUUGGAGUGGCGGUACUAUUAAUAGUACUAUUAUUGACGUAUGUUCGGGAGAGGAAUAGGCUAAAGUUACAGGCUAGUAGUUGUACUGGUUAGAGGAACAUGUACUGGUCACCAGAGUCGACCUUCAUUUUCGGCACUUCGCGCUUGAGGAGGUCGAGCAAGGAGCUGUCGCCGCAUCGCGUGGCCAUGGCCACACUUCGCUGCAGACGGAACGCCAAGAACUUUUCCCGCAGCUCUUUCUUGAGAUAUACCAUCUUGCGUUUGUGUCGGGUGUGGGGGAGAAGUUGGGCGCGGAGGUCGGUGACGAGCGCGGCUUGCUUGGCCUGUUCAUGGGUGAGAAGUCGCACCGCUUGCUUCUCUCGAUGCAGUUCAUCCUCCACAGCAUGCAAGUCAUGGUGCCGCGCACUUCGCUCGGUCAUGAGCUGCAUCUCCAAGUCCAUACGAUGUAUUUCCCAACGCAUCUGGGCAGCUUGAAGCUCCCUCACCUGCCGUUGCAAGUCCCGGCACCGCGACUCAGCAUCGUAGUCCUGGGGCUGCACCCAUACGUACUCGUCGUCGUCCAUGAUGACCUCCGUUGCUGAAUGUUCGUGAGUCCGUUGAAAGUUGAAUGUUGUUCGAAAGAAGGGCCAAUUGUAACUGUCACGUUUCCACGGCACCAGAAAAUAGUGUGAAUCGGUAAAGAAUAUUACACUAAAUAGUGUCACUUGAUAUUACAC
Messenger RNA from Aphanomyces astaci, 1558 nucleotides. RefSeq lists its product as hypothetical. The coding region runs from base 26 to 769 and encodes 247 amino acids. The transcript is spliced from 8 exons. NCBI's taxonomy places the organism in Eukaryota, Oomycota, Saprolegniomycetes, Saprolegniales, Verrucalvaceae. The record is from RefSeq and is a predicted model, not a curated record.